CGGUGACAAUGUGGAAGUGCUAACUAAAGGAAUAAUAUAUCUUCAUAUACGAGUAUUGCAUUACCUAUAUUUUCGCGAAGUAAAACACAAUUAUCACAAAAAUAAUACUGCAGUGGAAACAGUAUGCGGAUUAAAUGCUGGUCAUGUAUCGUAAUUGUUUUGACGAUUCUCUUGAUUAGUCAAGCUGCGCUGAUAGUAAUGGGUUUCAUAAUCAUUCCUCUCGAAUUUCCCUCCAAUACUGGCUUUGAACCAGGGCCUGACACUUCUUCUGGUUUUUCGAGUUGGGAGUCAGGAUUAAGUUUGGGUGUUGCAACACAACCUGGAUCGGGAUCGGGAUCUGGAUCAACAUCAACAUCAGCAUCAGCAUCAGCAUCAGUAUCAGCAUCAACAUCGGGAUCGGGAUCGGGAUCGGGAUCGGGAUCGGGAUCGGGAUCGGGAUCGGGAUCGGGAUCGGGAUCGGGAUCGGGAUCUGGAUCUGGAUCUGGAUCGGGAUCAGGAUCAGGAUCGGGAUCGGGGUCGGGGUCGGGACCUGGUUCUGGCUCUGGAUCAGGAAGAGGAUAAGCUUAAGACUCUUGCUAAUGGCUGUCAGUUUUAUAGAAUUUAAUUAUAAGCUGUUGUGUAUACCUACCUAUACUUAGAUAUCUUAUUCUCAAUACGUUUUAUUUUGCAACCUAAAUUUUAAAGAAGAAAUGAGCAUUAAAAAAAUACACACAUUCAAAAUUUUAGUUAGCAUUUCUAAAAAGUUACUUAUAUACCUAUUAACCUACAUAUGCGUAUAAUACAUAAUUAUUGUUGAUAGAUAACUAUUAUUUUAUGAACUUGGGACCUACCUUGAAAGGAAUCGCACAUUUUAGUACCUAUAGGUGACAUGCUUAUAGAUAGGUAGAUAUGUAAACCUUUCGAAACAUGUUCA
This is a messenger RNA of Planococcus citri (citrus mealybug), 913 nucleotides long. RefSeq names its product putative per-hexamer repeat protein 5. The record is from RefSeq and is a predicted model, not a curated record. The transcript is spliced from 2 exons. The coding region runs from base 124 to 561 and encodes 145 amino acids. Lineage: Eukaryota; Metazoa; Arthropoda; Insecta; Hemiptera; Pseudococcidae.